This is a messenger RNA of Alexandromys fortis (reed vole), 9519 nucleotides long. It is a transcript of the gene Gpr179, whose product is annotated as G protein-coupled receptor 179. The transcript is spliced from 11 exons. Gene Ontology annotation, cellular component: membrane. The record is from RefSeq and is a predicted model, not a curated record. Lineage: Eukaryota; Metazoa; Chordata; Mammalia; Rodentia; Cricetidae. Bases 70 to 6870 code for a protein of 2266 amino acids. Gene Ontology annotation, biological process: G protein-coupled receptor signaling pathway. Gene Ontology annotation, molecular function: G protein-coupled receptor activity.
ACUGCGUUCUUCUGAGCCACCCAAACCUCCAGGCAGCCUGGAUUCCAGGGAUAGGAGAGCUACUGAAGAAUGGGCACCACAGCAGUGAUCACACCUUCUCUUGUUUGGGGGCUGCUAAGUUGCUGUUUCCUCUGCAGCUGGGCUCUGGGGAGCCAAUGGUCCUUCCGCUCUCUGCCUCCACUACCCUCUCAAGCCAAGGCAGGACCUGGGCCCACGUGGAAGCCCCCACAGGGGGCCAAAGCAGCCCUGGCUUUUCUCUACUCGGGAGACAUUCAACAGCUGUCAGGGGCUAAUUGUAGUGAGAGUUAUGAAGUCCAUGGAACAGAAGGCAGUGUGGGGAUCCCCCCAGUCCUACAGAGAGCAGCGGGCACCCUGGCCCAGGCUGCCAAUUUCCUCAACAUGCUUCUACAAGCCAACGACAUCCGGGAGUCGAGUGUGGAAGAGGACAUUGAGUGGUACCAGGCACUUGUCCGAAGUGUGGCAGAGGGGGAUCCAAAAGCCUACAGGGCUUUACUGACCUUUAACCCUCCACCAGGGGCCAGCCACCUUCAGCUGGCCCUGCAGGCCACCCGGAUGGGGGAUGAGACCAUCCUCCGGGACCUCUCUGGGAACAAGGUACAGGAAGGAAAUCCAGAAGAGGACCUGGACAGCCCUGCCCUGCAGAAGCGAGUACUGACCAAUGACCUAAGGAGUCUUGAAAGCCCCAAGUGGCCACGGGGGGAUGGGUACGUGGGGGACAUACAGCAGGUGAAGCUGUCUCCUCCCUUCCUGGAAUGCCACGAAGGCCAGCUCCGUCCUGGCUGGCUAGUCACAGUCUCAGCCACAUUCUAUGGUCUCAAGCCAGACCUCACCCCAGAAGUCAGGGGCCAGGUGCAGAUGGACAUCGACCUCCAAAGCGUGGACAUCAAUCAGUGCGCAAGCGGUCCAGGCUGGUACUCCAACACCCACCUGUGUGACCUCAACAGCACUCAGUGUGUCCCUCUGGAGAGUCAGGGUUUUGUCCUUGGCCGCUAUCUCUGUCGCUGCCGACCUGGAUUCUAUGGGGCUAGCAGUUCUGGGGGGUUAGAAGAGAGUGCAACUCAGACUGCUGGGCAAUUCGGGUCGCCUCAAGGCAGCUUAGGGAAGCUGCUGAGGUGCCAGCCAUGUCCUGAGGGUUGCACUAGCUGUCUGGAUGCCACGCCAUGCCUGGUGGAGGAGGCCCUAGCACUGAGGACGGCAGUGCUGGCCUGCCAGGCCUGCUGCAUGCUGGCUGUCUUCCUGAGUAUGCUGGUCGCCUACCGUUGCCGCAGGAGCAAGAGGAUCCGGGCAUCUGGAAUCUUCCUGCUGGAGACCAUCCUUUUUGGAUCCUUACUUCUCUACUUUCCUGUCUUCAUCCUGUACUUCAAGCCCAGUGUGUUCCGCUGCAUCGCUCUCCGCUGGGUCCGGCUGCUGGGCUUUGCCGUCGUCUAUGGGACCAUUGUACUGAAGCUGUCUAGGGUGCUCCAGCUGUUUCUGUCUCGAACAGCCCAGCGAGGCCCACACCCAAGCAGUGGGCAGCUGCUGCAGCGCCUGGGACAGCUCCUGUUGUUGGUAUUGGGUUUCUUGGUCCUGUGGACAGCUGGUGUCCUAGAGCCAGGCAUCCAGCACACGCCUCUGGUGACCCGAGGCCACACUCCCACCGGCCGCCACUUCUACCUCUGUCACCAAGACCACUGGGACUACAUCAUGGUUGUGGCUGAAAUGCUGCUGCUGUGUGGGGGCAGUUUCCUCUGCUACGCCACCCGGGCUGUCCCCUCAGCCUUCCAUGAACCACGCUACAUGGGCAUCGCCCUGCACAACGAGCUGCUACUCUCUACUGUCUUCCACACGGUCAGGUUUGCGCUGGUUCCUUCCCUGCACCCAGACUGGACCCUUCUCCUCUUCUUCCUCCACACCCAUAGUACAGUCACGGCCACGCUGGCUCUGCUCUUCAUCCCAAAGUUCUGGAAGCCAGGGGCGCCUCCCCGAGAGGAGAUCUUGGAUGAGGUGUAUGAAGAUGAGCUGGACCUGCAGCGCUCAGGCUCCUACCUCAACAGCAGCAUCGCCUCAGCCUGGAGCGAGCGAAGCCUGGACCCAGGGGAUAUUCGGGACGAGCUGAAGAAGCUCUAUGCCCAGCUGGAGGUCUGCAAGACCAAGGAGAUGACUGCUAACAACCCCCAUCUUCCCAAGAAGCAGAGAAGCUCACGCCAGGGACUGGGGCGCUCUUUCAUGAGGUACCUGGCUGAGUUCCCAGAGGCCCUGGCUAAGCAGCACUCCCGGGACUCCGGCUCUCCAGGCCACAGCAGCCUGCCAGGCUCUUCUCGACAGAGGCUUCUCAGCUCCAGCCUUCAAGAAACUGAGAAGCCCCCAGCUCUGCGCAAGACCCGCAGCACGUAUGACCACCACAGGGAGUAUAUCACACCCCUCCUUGACUCCACACUGAGGAGGACCUUGUCCAAGAAGUCCUCGACGUCAGAGGGCCAAGCAGAGGGGCCCCCAGCCCUGGGCUUCAGGUCAGCCAGUGCCCACAACCUGACCGUAGGAGAAAGGCUCCCCAGAGCCAGGCCUAUUUCUCUGCAGAAGUCACUUAGUGUUGCGGCUGGCUCCAGGGAAAGGGCUCUGCUUGUGGCCAGUCAGGCCUACCUGGAGGAAACCUAUCGACAAGCAAAAGAGAGAGAGGAGAGAAAGAAAGCUGAGGCAGUCGCAGUGAGCCCAGCGCCAAGCCCAGCGCUGAGCCUAGCACGCAGGCCAUCUGCCAGGAGGUUGGAGAGGCCUCUAAGGCCUCCUCUGUCAGCCCCACCAUCUCCUGCCAAGAGUAGCAGCCUUGACAGUUCUCAUACCCCGGGGAGGCCUCAGGAGGAGCCUGGGAGAAGGCUACCUCACCCACCCAUCCGGCACCAGGUCUCCACACCCAUCUUGGCUCUGUCUGGGGCCUGCCUGGGAGAGCCAAGAAUGUUGUCUCCCACUCCAACCUCCACGCUGGCUUCUGUUCUGUUGCCAACCCUGGCCCCACCCUCUACCCCUGUCCUGGCCCCACCCUCUACCCCUGUCCUGGCACCAGUCUCAUUGCCCCCCCAAAGCCCGCCCCUACUCACUUUCAUCUGCCCCUGGGAGAACGCAGAACUGCCAGGCAAAAAAGAAAAUGUGGUCCAGGAAGGUUCCACGGGGUCAGAGCAAAGCAGCCACCUACCUGCCUCAGCUCGGACCAGGAUCUGGAGGGCCCUCUCCGUGGCAAUGGAGAAAAGGGGGGCUGGAGAGAGUGAGAGGACCACUGAGGAUGGACAUGUCCAGGGGGAAACCGAUGACGUGGACGAGGACAAGCCCAAGGUCUUCUCAAAAUCCCACAGCCUCAAGACCCCCCUGCAGCAGGGCUCCGUGCGCAGCCUGGGCCUGGCCAUCAAAGCUCUAACCCGUUCUAGGAGCACCUACAAAGAGAAGGAGGGUGGGGAGGACAACCCUGAGACUGAGAAGGGAAAGCCUACAGGGGUGAGCAUGGGGGCUCCACCCCGAUCUCCCAGGCUAGGCCGGCCCAAGGCAGUGAGCAAACAGGCUGCCCUUAGCCCCUGUGAAGAUGAGGAGUCUCUCCAGAACCAACAGAAUGCUCACACCAGCAAAAUGCUCCAUGGCUGUCACAAAGAGGGCAGCAGAGGGCAGGACGAUAGGAACAAGAGGGCAUCACAGGGCCAAGGGGAGCAAAGAGUUGAGAGAACUGGUAAGCUAGGGCUUGCUACACUGAGGAAAGCUUUUGGGGACAAAAAUGCUGAACAAGUGAAGGAAUCCUCUGUGGGUGAACAAGAGGCAUCCAAUACUGCCCUUCAGCCCCUAGGCAGUGCUGACCACAGGGUGGCAGAGGUAUGCCCCUGGGAAGUACCUCACUCAGGAAUGUCCCAGUCAGAGAGUAGCAACAAGGCCACAGUCUGCCCCUGGGAGGGGACUGAAGGAAACCUUGAGAAGAUGCCAUCAAUACAAGUUCUAAGUCGCUCCUGGGAAGAGAAGGAGAAAGCCCCAGAGGUAUCAGAGCCCAGGGGUAUGGGUGCCAUUACUGGGAGAAAGCCGGAGAGGCUGAUCCGGAGCCAGGAGGCAGUGUGUCCUUGGGAAAAUGCCGACCCUAGAGGUCUAUCUCCACAGUUGGCCCAUCGGGAUUCUGACAGAACCCAGGGCAAGUCUGCAGUAGUGGGCAGUCCAGAGGGUCUUCCACCUGAGGCUGCCAAGGCUGAGCUGUGCCCCUGGGAACUGAGUGAUAUAGGGGAGGAGACAUUGCCCCAGAGAGUGAAGGAACUCCCUGAAGAAAAGCAGAAAUCCCCCAAGAAGGCAGCUCUCUGGAGAGAACAGAAUCUGGGCAGAGACCUGGUGUCUCUCUGUCCUUGGGAAAGUACAGAUUUUCGGGGUCCCUCAGCAGUCUCCCUUCAAGCCCCAGGAGGCUCAGGGAGUUCGGGCAGUGGUACUGCAGAGGUCUGCCCAUGGGAGACCUCUAAUGGCAAGAAAGCUGAGGUCUGCCCCUGGGAACUGGAAGCAGGCACAGACACACUGAAUCAGGGAGGGGAUGGGGAGACCGCCUCUAGAGAGGUAUACUUGGGAAAGAUGGGGGAGCAAACUGCUAGGGCAAAGGCUUCAGUCCAUCCAGGGCAGGAGUCAGUGUGCCCCUGGGAGGACGCAGCCCCUGAGCAGUCCAGCCCACAUCCAGACAGCUCCUCCUCCAAGGCUGGUGGGCAGUUCCUAAGCAGUGGGGCCAGCCAGGCCUUGCAAGAGUGUCACCGGGAAGAGCUCAAGUCAGAAGAGAAGCAGGCAAAGCCUUCAACAGCAGAAAUCUGUCCCUGGGAAGUAGAUGGAAGAACCGGGGACAGGACAUCAGAACACACACCAAAAAGAGAAUUUCAAAAAGACGGGGAAAAAAUACCUGGAAAAGCAAGAAUCCAAACAUGGGAAAAGACUGGGAGGCAGAUCCAAAAGCAGGAAGCGAUCUGCCCCUGGGAGAGCACGGACCUUGGUAGCACCCCACAAAAAGACACAGAGAAACCCCAAGCCAUUCUCCAGAGGCAAGGCAGUAUGGGAGGCAAAGCUGCUGAGAUCUGCCCAUGGGACAUGGGGAAGAGCCUGACGGCUGAGAAGGCCAAGAUCUGUCCCUGGGAAGUGGGUGCUGGCGCUGGAGAGGAGAGGACUGUGGGAGCUGGAGCCUCUGCAAUCUCUCUGAAUGACACAGGCCAGACUUCUGCAGAUUCUGGACCCAGGCAGAUAGCGGCUACUACUCCAAAUAAGUCAGAGAGGCCGAGCCUGGAGAAGGAGAUGGUCUGUCCGUGGGACAGUGUGGGCCCAGGGGACUCCUGUCAGCAGCCAGACACUCUGAGCACCGAGAAACCGAAAGAUGGGCUCCAGGAUGGUGUGAUCGCCAGGCCAAUAGAGGUGUGUCCCUGGGAAGUAGAGGAAGUUCCUAUCAGUGAAAAAGCCAAGAUCUGUCCCUGGGAUGUAAAUGAGGGAACCAAGGUGAAAAGCCUGGAGCGAGAGACAGAGAGUGAGCCAGCGGAGGAAGGACCAAAGGAUCUGGAAAAGGCGGCAGCCCAGGUCACCGAGGUCUCAGACUUGCCCAGCUGUCAAGUCGCAGACAGGCAGUCCUCCGAAGCAAGUGACAGGGUGACAGAUAUGGAAGUCCUGAGGGAAGAUCCGAAGACGGGUUCUCUCCCAGAACACACAACCCAAGGAAAAGCUGCAGCUUUGAAACCACAGUUCCCGGUGGAUGACAGAGGAACAAGCAAGGAGCUAGCCAGCCCCCAGACACUGGUCAGUGCGGACAGGAGGGUUGCUGAGGUGUGCCCCUGGGAUGCUCCUGUCCCAGAACAGAAUGAACCUGACAGUGACACCAAGGUUGAGCUCUGUCCCUGGAAGGUGACUGGGAGAAUUAUGGAGCCACAGACAUCAGGACCGGAUGAAAAGGAGGACUCUCAAGAGGAACAAGAAAGGGCCCCUGAAAAACCAGAGCACAAAGGGGUGGCAGUUCAGGAAACGCCACAGAUCAGUGGCCUUGGGAAGCAGGAAGCUAUCUGUCCCGGGGAGAGUCAGGACUUUGGGGUGCAACCAGCCACAGGUGCUUCUGACGGAAGCAAAGGCAGUUCUGAGAGAGUGGGCUCUGUGGGGUCCAGGGUGGCAAAAGUGUGUCCUUGGGAAGUAGAAGAGGUUCCCUCUGCUAAGAAUGCAGAGAUCUGCCCUGGGGAAACAAGUUCAGGAGCGGUGGUGGAGGGGGCACUGGACCAGGGGCAGGAUGGAGAGUCACGGGGAGCUGGAGGGGCUGAAGGAUGCUUUUUAGAAGCAGAAGGGACAGUCUACCCCUUGGAAGGCGCAGAAUCAGCAGAGCUCUUCCCUGAGGCAGAUACCCUGGACACAGACCACUGUCAGGUCAGCCCCCAUGGAGCAAGCAGUCCAGGGAAAAGGCCAGCAGAACUAUGUCAAUGGGAAGUCACAGACCCAGAAGGAAAUAAAAUCAAGGGCACCAUGGCAGAUAUCUGUCCAUGGGAGGAAACCAGAGCUCCAACUGAUGGAUCUGGCCUCCUGGCUUUACCGACAACCCAGACAGAUGUCCCUGCUGCUCCUGAGAACUCACUCUGCCUCUCUGUACACAGACCUUUGGAGAGCUUUGUUCCAGUGAGCAAGAGUGUCCGCCCAGAAGUGAGCAAGCCACCCAGUGCUUUUCUUUUGGAAGGUGUCAGAGAACAAGGACCUUUGGGACUUGAGCCCAGAGCCAAGUCAGCUCCAGAGCCCAGUCUCGAAGAAGUGGAGGCUCCAAAGUCUUCCUCCUUAACUGAAGACCAUGGACAAAUGGCUUCUGAAACUCAAGAUGGAGAACUUAGCCCCCCACCUGCUUAUCCUUGGGACUGUGAAUGAAACCGCCAUAGAGAGGUCAGAGCUCCUUCAGGACACGUCCCACAUGCCGGUUCCCAAAGAGCUGAUUCAAAGACUACAGACACUUGGCUACUCCUCUCCCCAAGAGGCCAGAAGGCAAUUCAUUCAAAAGGAACUGUACAAGAGGGGUGCAGUUUGAACCCUAAGGGACAGCCCAUCCUCUCUAUUCUCUUUCUGUUUGAGGAAACAAAAGCUGGAUCCUCCCCUUCCAAAGAACCCUGCCAUUUGUCCAGUGUACCUGACCCAAGCCAUUCAAGUCUGAACUCUCACUUAAAUGAAGCUUACCGAAGGCAGCAAAGAACUAAGCCACACAAGGCAGUGGCGAUUGGGAAACUGGGUGAGAGAAGGCUGUACAGCCACGUAAUUCAGGAUGAAAUGCAGGGCUAGAAUAUGGCUCAGUGGUUAGGAGCAUUCACUGCUCCUGCAUAGGACCUAGGUUUUGUUCUCAACACCCAGUCAAGUGGCUUACAACCACAGUAACUCCAGCUCUAGGGUAUUCCUCCAGUUUCUUCUUCUGGUCUCUGAGGUCACCUACAUUCAGGUGCACAUAUCCCCACAUAGACAGACAGAUAAACAUACACACAAAUUAAAAAAAAUUAUUUAAAAGAUGAAAGAUAAACUGGGCAGUGGUGGUGCACGCCUUUAAUCCCAACACUCAGGGAAGCAGAGGCAGGCGGAUCUCUGUGAGUUCAACGCCAGCCUGGUCUACAAGAGCUAGUUCCAGUUCCAAGACAGGAUCCAAAGUUACAGACAGAGAAACCCUGUCACACACACACAAAAAAAAGAUAAAUCAAAGGAAAAACAAAGACAAAAUAUGUGCCUGACUGACCUAGACCAUCUUCCCUGACACAUGGUUCCAUGGAGCCCAGGUUUGUCUAAGGCUGACCUUAAUCUUCUGAUCCUCCUGUAUCAACACUACCUGAGUUCCCGGAUGACAGGGCUGCAUCACUAUGCCCAGCGUACUCAGUGGUGGCAACUGAACCCAGAGCUUCCUGUAUGCAAGGCAAGCCCUGUCACCUGAACUAUAUCCCCAGCCCAGCCUUUGUGUUUCUGUGGGAAUGUGUGGUGCUGGGAAGUGAACCCUGGUCCUCAGGAAUAUUAGGCAAGCACCAUACUAAUAAGUCACACCCCCAGCUCAAGGGCCUUGUCUUUUGACUCAAAUCUCCUAGUUCUACUUUGUUGUCUCUCAUAUGUGCCCUGACUGACGGCUGAAGUCACAACAAUCAGACACGCUGACAUCUGUCACAGCUGGUGUCCACAGUGACAGCACAGGACAGAGACACUUUCUCGGGGUCCUCCCCACACUGGACAAGGCGCUCUCCCCUCCAGGUAUUCCGGGUAUCCUCAGUAAGCCUCCUGCUGGCUUUUUCAGCCAUCUCCUGCCCUGCUGUCUCUUAUCCUCUGCACAGCUUGCCACACUGCCUCCUUCUCCGCUAGUCUUUCUCUAGUCAGCAACAGGGCCCCUCUGUAGUGAAUGCAGGGGAGCAUUUACUACAAGGGGAGAUCUCUGGUUCUCAAGUGAACCACUCUGGCUCGCUUGCGCUCCUUCCCAGAGCAGCCUGGGAAAGAAAAGAGGUCCUGUUCACAGUCAGAAUUCCAACUGCUACCUUCAGAAGGAGCAGCGCUCCUGGACGAGUGAGAAGCCCGGGGGCUGGGCAAGGCACCAGGUGAACAAAAGCUCCUUCUCAAGGGUCCACUCUGCCUUGGCUCUCUUCUCAAGCGUCACUCAGGCUACCCUGCUUGAGCAGCGUGAGAUAACAGAGGGUUGCAGCUACAUGAUAUCACCAGAGGGAAACUAGGAAGGAGAAAGACGUGUAAAGAGAGCGAGACGACGGGGUGCAGCCAGGCAGAGUAAUGCAGCAGAGCUGGCUACACUUAAGACAACAACACAGAUCGAGACGCUGCUCAAGAGGUGGGAAACCCCAAGUGAGAUCAAAUGCCCAGGGAGCAAACCAGGAGUCUAUGCGCAAAUGUCGCACAGAAGCGGCUGAGUACUCCCUUUCCAAAAGGGAGCAGAGGAACAGUCACCUACUCUCAGACUUGGGGGGCCAGCUGUCCUCAUUCCCACACGGAGCCCUCCUAGCCACCCAGACCUCCUGCGCUGGAUUUCUAUAGCAGUAGGUUGUUCUGGGCUAUGUCUACUUAACCCACAACUUCUGAGCUACGGUAGACUUGGCUAACUGUGCACCCCAGGGCAAUCCCACUGGGUCUGGUCUAGCUGAAAGGUGGUCUAUCUCCGCAUUCGCUGUUAUAAUAGCCAUCCGGGAAAAUAAUAAAGACUGCUUGUUCCCAGCUACCGUACUCGGCACCUGUUUAUUUAUAAUGGUAGUUUUCUUUGUCGACAGAGACAGCAGAUGAGAGAACAGGGCCUGCUCCAACUGUGCCGGGUAGGGUUUUGGGUGGUCCGGCUUAUCCUCUCCCAGUGCCCAGAAUCACAGCUAACAGAUGCUCUCUGCCUGGUUCUCCUAGCCAACCCUGCACAUCUGGGGCCAUUUGCUCAGCUGGAUUGGAUCCCAGAGGAUAUGAAAAUUGCACUUAUCCCCUGGCCUCCUGGUGGCAGCUAUUGCUUAGCUGCGAUUUAAGAUUAUCUAGAGACCCUGAGUCAGAUCCAUGGCAAUGGGAUGAAAUAGC